Molecule: messenger RNA, 1075 nt
Organism: Sebastes umbrosus (honeycomb rockfish)
Lineage: Eukaryota; Metazoa; Chordata; Actinopteri; Perciformes; Sebastidae
Gene: golt1bb
Product: golgi transport 1Bb
Exons: 5
Coding region: 171-587 (138 amino acids)
Biological process (GO): retrograde transport, endosome to Golgi; endoplasmic reticulum to Golgi vesicle-mediated transport
Cellular component (GO): membrane; endoplasmic reticulum
Source: RefSeq, a predicted model, not a curated record
CGUGGCUCCGGACCACGUAACGUAACGUCAACGUCACCAACAACCCGCUAGCUUCGCUCUCAUCUCUCUACUCUUCAUGCUACUGUUGCAUCGCUAACGGAAGAAAAGCAGCCGGUUUGAGUCGUUAACGAGCUUUAUGUUGUCUGAUAAAUUAUCCUGCUGCUGCCAAAAUGAUCUCACUCACGGAUUCACAAAAAAUCGGGAUGGGGCUGACGGGGUUCGGUGUGUUUUUCCUCUUCUUUGGGAUGGUGCUGUUUUUUGAUAAAGCUCUCCUCGCCAUUGGAAAUAUCCUCUUCGUCUCAGGCCUGUCCUUCGUCAUCGGCCUGGAGCGAACCUUCAGAUUCUUCUUCCAGAGACACAAAGUAAAAGCCACCAGCUUCUUCCUGGGAGGAGUGUUGGUGGUUCUGAUCGGCUGGCCGAUCAUCGGAGUCGUUCUUGAGAUCUACGGUUUCUUCCUUUUAUUCAGAGGGUUCUUCCCGGUGGCGGUGGGCUUCAUCAGACGAGUACCUGUGCUCGGUUCUUUGCUCAGUUUACCAGGGAUCAGUAAACUGGUGGAUAAAAUUGGCGAGAGCAACACGAUGGUAUAACAGAGGACUGGUUUUGUAUCGGAGGAGAGUUUCAGUAUUUAUCAUAGUUUCUAAUAGUGACUGUAUAUUUUGGUCGUUGCCACUCCAGAACUGUGAAUCCAAACAACGUGUAAUCGGUGGACGUUUGACUGAUAUCAUGAUGUUUUGUAUCUGACUGCCAAGAGAUUUUUUGAUUAUUUUAAAAGCUGGAAGCAGGUCUCCCAUUUUGUAUCAUUCCUGUCUGAUAUUUAUGGACUGAUAACUGGGAUCUCUGGAUUAACUCUCCUCCAGAUUGUGUGCCUGAACAGUCACUGAGAGCUUUUUUAUUAUUGUAAAGUCGAUGAAGUGUUACUGGAAUUUUGUACAUUCAAAAUAAAUAAUGUUGAGCUAAAUGUGUUUUGGGCAAAGAAACCUGAACUGUUGUGGAAAAGGUUUAAGAAGCUUACUGUAACUGUUUUACUGUAACUUUUGUAAGUGCAUACUUGGAAUAAAGUGUGUCUUUUAUAAAA